Molecule: messenger RNA, 1624 nt
Organism: Cicer arietinum (chickpea)
Lineage: Eukaryota; Viridiplantae; Streptophyta; Magnoliopsida; Fabales; Fabaceae
Product: protein LPA3
Source: RefSeq, a predicted model, not a curated record
CUUGAUACGACACGUCAUCAUCCUGUUUUCCUAUUUUUUCCUAUCUAUCCAUCGUCCUCCUCUGAACCAUUGCCACACAAACAACACAAUGCUACUUUCCAUGGCUAUUUCAUCUCCACCUCACAACUUCACUUUUCUUCGCCAACUAUCUUCUUCACCUUCUCCUUCUUCUUCUUCUUCUUCAAUUUCUUUUACCACUAAACCUCUCCGAAACACUUGCUUCCAAAUCAAAAGCCUUAAAACCGAAAGAGAACCUUCGUCAUCGGAGCCAGAACCAGGUUUCGAUCCAAAAUCCGGUGUAUCCGUUUACAAACCUAAAUCCUAUGAAGUUCUUGUCACUGACGCUGCUAAUUCCCUCGCUUACGCUCUUCAACACGGAAAACUUCGCCUCGAAAUCGAUUUCCCGCCCUUGCCCAGCGAAUUUUCUUCGUAUAAGGGAUCUUCAGAUGAGUUCAACGAUGCCAACAUUCAACUUGUCUUGACUGUUGUAAGAAAGCUCCAGGAGAAAAAAGAUACCAGAGCUUGCAUAGUAUUCCCUGAUAAGCCAGAAAAACUUCGAGCCUCUCAGUUGUUCAAAGCAGCUCUGGAUUCAGUUGAUGGGAUUACUAUAGGUUCCUUAGAUGAUGUCCCUGCUGGACCUAUGACUUCAUUUUUCAGAUCUGUUAGGAACACCCUUGAUUUUGAUUUUGAAGAUGAGAAUGAAGGUCGUUGGAAGUCUAGUGAGCCUCCAUCACUCUACAUAUUCAUUAAUUCCAGUACACGUGAACUUGGUUAUAUUGAGAAGUAUGUGGAAACAUUUGCUACAUCAACACCAACACUUCUAUUUAAUCUUGAGCUAGAAACACUACGUGCUGAUUUAGGCCUUUUCGGCUUCCCACCCAAAGAUUUGCAUUACCGCUUUCUUUCCCAAUUCACUCCAGUAUUUUACAUUCGGAUCCGAGAGUAUUCAAAGACAGUUCCCAUAGCACCUUAUAUUGUCAAUUACAGCGGAGCUGUAUUCCGCCAGUACCCUGGUCCCUGGCAGGUGAUGCUUAAACAGGCCGAUGGUUCAUAUGCAUGUGUAGCAGAAAGUGCCACCCGCUUCACCCUUGGCGAAGCCAAAGAAGAACUGUUGAGGGUCCUGGGACUUCAAGAAGAAGAGGGAAGUUCUCUAGAAUUUCUUCGAAGAGGCUACAAGGCAUUGAGCUGAAUCAAAUUCUUGCUAUAGUGGGCUAUUAUGGGAUCUAUGUCAUAUUUUUUGUGAUGUCUCUAGUUCAAUUAUAAAUCGGUUACCUACAUCGUUUGAUAUUACAGUCAAGCACGUGGUGGGAAGAAGAUUCUGAUUUGGAAGUGUCUUCUGCAUGGAGGAGUUGAGUAGAACGCUACUAGAGGAGAUUCUGUAUUUUAUAGUCCAUCCACAUACAGUGAUCAUUCAAUGCUCACAUGCAAGAAAGAAGGCACUGCCUACAGAGUUGGUUUCAUUUUUAAUAUUCUUUGAUGUAAUAUAUUUGCAUUAUUCCCUUUUCAGUUUGAAACAAAUGUGACCUAUUUGUGGCAUAGAAAUAUGAUGACUUAGCAAACUCAAUUGUAACAAGAUUUUGGUGUUUUAUAUGAUGCUUUAAGUUGUAUCUUAAAUUGCAGGAUA